Messenger RNA from Peronospora belbahrii, 642 nucleotides. The record is from the annotation of a GenBank genome assembly. Lineage: Eukaryota; Oomycota; Peronosporomycetes; Peronosporales; Peronosporaceae.
AUGCUAACAGAUUUGCAGAUUGUAGCCAUUAUAGUGACGGGCAUUACCGCCGUGCUUUUGAUUAUGGCGGCUCGUGUACUAAUGCCACAGAAAACGAAUGAAGUUGAUGAGUCGUUACAGGCUAUGAUUAAUGGCUUUGACUUUGCAUUACCCGAAGAAGUGGAACAGUAUCGUCAAGGCAAAGCGGAACAUCCUGAUGAUAAGGAUAAAUGCUUUCAAUUGCUCUUUCGUCGUGCUGUGGCGGAUAUUCCAUUGAUUCGAAAAAUUCAAUCGGAGAGCUCUGGCAUUCAGCGUUUGAAGAAGAAUGAUAUUCUCAAGGACAGUUCUUUUCUUAGUUAUAAACUGGCGGAGGAUAUGAUUAAUGAAGAGAUUAAUGACGUCCGUCAAGAGUCGGAGGAACUGAUGCCAGGUGAGGGCUGGCCAGACAAGAUUUUCCCUCAAGCUGUACAGUUUAUGAAUCAGGUCGCCGAGCAGCAAAUGGCGGCCCAGCGCAAGGCGGCGGAGGCACAGGUGAAAGCCAUGCAGGCUGCACGUGCUAAGACCAUGGCACAAGCGGAAGCUGCGGAGACUGCUAUUAAGAAUAUUGAGGCAAAGGUUGCAGUCAAGGAUAGAAAAGGAGAGACGAUCCGAAAGAGGAAGUAA